This is a messenger RNA of Protopterus annectens (West African lungfish), 15114 nucleotides long. Its product is annotated as neural-cadherin-like. The coding region runs from base 913 to 9600 and encodes 2895 amino acids. Lineage: Eukaryota; Metazoa; Chordata; Ceratodontiformes; Protopteridae. Gene Ontology annotation, molecular function: calcium ion binding. Gene Ontology annotation, biological process: homophilic cell-cell adhesion. The transcript has 33 exons. The record is from RefSeq and is a predicted model, not a curated record. Gene Ontology annotation, cellular component: cell-cell junction; plasma membrane.
ACACCAGAUAAAACAUAUUAAUAUGAUAUUAUACAAAAUAAAGAACAAAAGCUUUAGCAAACCGUAUUUCGUUGCUUUAAUCAGUUAAUCACUUAAAUUAAAGCAAGUUACAUGCACUGGCUGAAGACACUUCGCAUUACUCCUAACCAGUCUGGGACACAUCUCAGCGGAAUCAGGGACAUCCACGGACACUUUUAAAAUAUUAGUUUUAUUAACUUAAGACACAUUAACCGACUAAGAGAAUGAUAUUCUAUUUGUUUUCUGAAGUAAAAUAAGUCUGUGACUCUAAUUAUUGUCAUUAAUUAUUAAGUGUAAUUCGCCACCUAUUUUCUAAAAGUCACCAGUGAGUAGCUCUCAAACUUCCAUCUCCAAAACGAGGACCCCCUCAUAAUGUGGAAGAAAUAUUCCUCUUCAGCCGUCUUACUUGGCCAAAACCGUAAGCGCGCAUUUUAACUUCAAAUUUUCUCAGGGUAUUCAUUAGUUUUACUUGCAAGAAUUCUGUAAGUAUCCAUCUUCGUUUAGGAGCGAACAGCUCGAUUGUGGGUUUUUGGAUUAUACUCCCCCAUUAAUUAAAAUUAUAACGUUCAAAGACAAUGCAAACAUAGAGUCAUGGGCGCCUUUGAGUUUAGGGGCACCUCCCCUCAUCCAAGUGAAGCAAGCCUUAUCUGAGAGUUCCACGAAUCCACUCCCUUUAUGCCUGUGCUCGCCCCGCCCCCAGCGUGGAGCUGUCCAGCACUUCAGAAGUUGAGGUAUAACGCUAGUAACCCGCUCAGCAAGCAAUAUAAAGCAGGAAAAUGUAAGAGUUAAAGCUCAGUUCUCAGACUGUGAGAGGCGUUCAGUAAUAUACCAGAAACAUAACAUCACUACGGCAAAAUCUCCUGGCGCAAAGGGUGUCUUCAAGAUUAUUGAGCCAUGAAUUCAGGCUGCAAGUGGAUUUUCAUGCUGAACUACGUAUUGGGACCAAGCAUACUCACACUUUUUCUACUUACAAGUUCUUUAAAUGCAACGCAUUUUAAUAAGCUUCUUUUUUAUGGCCUUGUGCACGAAAAUGUUUACCCAGGGACCAGGGUCAGUGGGAUAAGUAUUCCACUAAAAAGGAUCAGUCCUGAAAGAUGGUGCAUCCAAAAAGGAUCAGAUAAAAGAUUUCAGCUGAAGUUAGAAGGGGAAAACAAAUCCCGAUUCCAGCUCUAUUUUCAUCACAGCCUGUCUCAGGUUGCUUUAAAAACCACAGAAAUCCUCGACAGGGAAGUGCAGUCUGUCUAUACAUUUGAACUAAGGUUGUGCUGCACACGAUGCUUGUCCGGAGAUAAUCACGUCAUUAAAUUGGCAACAAUUACAGUGAACGUUUUAGACAGUAAUGACAACCUACCCAAAUUUACUUAUCACGAUAAAAUUAGAAGAAUUGAGUUACAGGAAACCUGCAGUUUAAAAUCUGUGGUUCACAGACUGACAGCCAUUGAUGCAGACCUGGGGAAGAAUGCAGAGCUGGUGUAUUUUGCUUUUCCAGCAAACAGUUUUUUCUACGUUGUUCCCAAAACGGGAGAAGUGGUGGUCCUGGACUCGCUUCUGAAUGUACGAAGAGAUCUCCGUCUGCAUGUGUUUGCAAGAGAUCGCGGGGACCCCGCCUUGGUUGGUGGCCCUGCUGUACUAAUUAUUAACCCCCAGCGUAGGUAUCUGAAUGGAACUCACUCUGAACAACGGUUGAAAACAGACAAUGUGUUAAUCCGACCCCCGAGGUCACUACUGCAACCAGAGUCACCUCUUACUGUCAGUAUUAGGGAGGACGCCCCGGUUGGCUCAUCUAUACUAACUCUAACGCCCAUUCGUUUUGGUUCAGCCCGCUUUGAGUUGGUAUCCCCCACUGAAGAGCGCUCACCUGUUUGCCUGGAUGAGGAAACCGGAGAAAUGCGGCUCAGCAGGACCCUUGACCGUGAGACUGAACCCAAUAUCGAACUUGUUGUAAAAAUCCAGGACGUUAAAGGAAAAGACUGGUAUUUGAUGUGGAUUGACCUUGUGGUCACAGAUGUAAAUGACAAUGCCCCAGAGUGGCUCAUGUCCCCUGUUCCUUUCCUAGCUGCAGUGUCUACUGAUGCCCCUGAAGGCACCAGUGUCUACAGACUAUUAGCUCAAGACAGGGAUGAGGGGAUCAAUGGACAGUUACAGUACUUCCUUAUAGAAGGUGGAGAUGGUAGAUUUGCAGUGGACAGCGAGAGUGGUGUGAUCAGAACAACAGGAGUGUCACUGGUGAAAGAAACAGAGUACCUGCUGACUGUUUUAGUAGUUGAUAAACUUGGCUAUAAAGGACCUCCUGCUGUAGUCUCCAUCACUGCUGGCCCACGGGCUCCCCAGUUUACUAAUCUGUCAUAUUUAGUUCACAUUCCCGAGGGCACUCCAGAAGGGCAGCCGUUUCUAACUGUAUCAGCAACAUCAUUUCAGAAGAAAGAGUUGAGCUACACCAUCCUCAUUAAUCCUAGCAGCUUGUUUAACAUUCAUCGGGAGACUGGAGAAAUCAGCCUGACACGUAGUGUGGAUUAUGAGACUGACCCACAACACUAUGUGCUACUUGUGAAGGCAACUGAAAAGGGAGAGCAGUUCAGUUGUGCAGCAGAGGUACUGGUUGCAAUCACUGAUGUGAAUGACUGUGUCCCUGAAUUCCUCCAGUCAGUCUACACUCAGGACAAUGUGCCUGAAACUGUUACGACAACAACUUCCUUGAUUCAAGUGUCUACCACUGAUUGUGAUUCAGGAGUGAAUGCGGACAUUGUUUAUUAUACUCUCAGCCCAGACUUUAGUAUUUCACCUGAUGGUGUCAUCCUCCCAGCUCGACAGUUGGAUUAUGAAAAACCAAAUCACAUGUAUGAGUUUGUUGUUGUGGCUGUGGAUAAAGGAGAGGUGCCGAAUACCGCAACAGCCACUGUCAGAAUUCGCAUGUCUAAUGUCAAUGAUGAAGCACCUGUGUUUUCACAAACAGUAUACAGGACAUUUGUUUCUGAAGAUGCAAGACCUAAUACCUUAGUUGCCACAGUGCACGCAACGGACCCAGACAGUGAUGGAGUAACUUAUGCAAUUACAGCUGGAAAUGAAGAUGGAAACUUUGUUAUUGACAAACAAAAAGGGUUGAUCAGACUUCGUUCAAGUCCCUUUCCUCAGCUGCAUCUACCAGAAUAUGUACUUAGCAUUACAGCUACCGAUGAUAAUGCUUCAGGUGGUCCACAGCCUCUCAUGAGCACAGCAAAAGUUAUAGUGGGUGUCGAUGACAUCAACAACAACAAACCCGUAUUUGAAAAGUGUCAAUACUAUAAUGAACAUGCUUCUGUGGUAGAAAACCAGCCAAGUGGAACAUUUGUGCUACAAGUACAGGCAAGUGAUGCAGAUGAAGGAGCAAAUGGAGAUGUAAAAUAUGGGAUCAUGCACCGAGAUGGAAGCAUUCCAGCAUUCUGGAUUCAUCCUGAAACAGGAAUCAUCACCACCCUUCAGUCAUUUGAUCGAGAACAACAGCGAGACUAUGCUGUUACAGUCACUGCAAUGGAUCAAGCAGCAGAACCUCUCAUAGGGAUAUGCCUGAUCAACAUUGAGAUCCUAGAUGAAAAUGACAACACCCCAAUAUUUGAAAACAUGCGCUAUGAAUAUUUCCUAAGAGAAGAUACGGCAGUUGGAACAAGCUUCCUCCGUGUAGCUGCACAAGAUGAGGAUUAUGGUACAAAUGCUACAGUUUCAUAUGUGAUGGCAGAAGGACCAAAGUAUUUUCAAGUUAAUCCAUUCACAGGCUGGGUUUAUGUCAACCAGCCAAUAUCCCAGAGGUCAUACAUCACCCAGCAUAUUGUUGCUACAGAUGGAGGAAACAGGAGCACCAAAGCUGAAUUAUCCGUGACAAUUACCAAUGUACAAAACCAGCCACCAGUAUGGGAAAAAGAAAGUUAUGAAGCAGUCAUACCAGAAAAUGCAGUGAGGGAUACCGUGGUAGUGAUGAUUAGGGCAUUUUCACCUCUUGGUGAUCCUCGUGUGACAUAUCACCUGGAGGAAGGGUUGGUGCCAGAAACCAACAUCCCUGUACGUUUUUAUCUCAUGCCGAAUCGGGAAGAUGGAUCCGCCGCAGUCCUAGUAGCUGAAGCAUUAGACUUUGAAACAACCAAAACUUUUAUUCUGAGGGUUCGGGCACAGAAUAUUGCAGCCAUGCCAAUGGCAUCAUUUACAACAGUUUAUAUAAACAUAACAGAUGUCAAUGACAAUGUACCUUUUUUCACUUCAUCUGUCUAUGAGGCAUUGCUAGCAGAAGGAUCUGAUAUUGGGACAUUUGUACUUCAGGUAUCAGCAACUGAUCUUGACACUGACCAGAAUGGAAAGAUCACCUACUUUUUGCUGGAGGAUCGAAACAAGGAUUACAGGUUUUUCAGAUUAGAUCCUGAUACAGGCUCAUUAUAUGCUGAAGCAGAGUUUGACAGAGAAUUUAAAGGGACCUAUUUGCUGGAAGUCAUGUCAAGAGAUGGCACAGAAUCUGCUCGACCUGGAAAACCUGAACAGCCAAACUCUGAUACAGCUUAUGUGCGCAUUUUUAUCACAGAUGUGAAUGAUAAUAAGCCAGUUUUCACACAAAGUGUCUAUGAAGUGACAGUAGAUGAAGACCAGGAUGUGGGUUUUACUGUCAUAUCCAUCAGUGCUAUUGAUAAUGAUGAAGAUGCCAAUGCUAAGCUGAGAUAUCAGAUCAUGUCAGGAAAUGUCAAUGGGGUAUUUAAUGUUGAACCUGAAGCUGGCACUAUCUUCAUCUCCCAGUCUCUGGAUUUUGAGAGAGCACAGAGGUACGAGCUUCAUUUGCUUGCAUCAGAUGGUAAAUGGGAGGAUUAUGCAGUUGUUGCCAUCAGUGUGACAAAUAAGAAUGAUGAAGCACCGGUUUUCUCAAAGAGUGAAUAUUAUGGCAGUGUAAUUGAAGAGCUUGACGGUUCACCCAUUUUUGUACUCCAGGUCACUGCAAAUGAUCCAGAUGAGGAUGCAGAUCAAGGUGCCUUGAAGUACACGCUGCAUGGACAUGGUGUUGACAGUGAAUUCAGGAUUGAUGAAGACAGUGGCAUUAUUUAUGCACAGAAGAAGCUUAACCGAGAGGACCAUGCAGUAUGGAGAUUUGUUGUGCUGGCCACAGAUGAAAAUGGGGAAGGACUGACUGGAUUUGCAGAUGUGAUUAUCAAUGUAUGGGAUGUUAAUGAUAACCAUCCAGUGUUCACAUGCAUGCCUGAUAACUGUAAUGGAAAUGUUCUAGAAAAUUCUCCUGCUGAUACCUCAAUCAUGGAGAUGACAGCAACUGAUCUAGAUGAACCGAAUACUAGCCAUAAUGCUAUUUUGACCUACAAGAUUGUUCAUAAUGUACAGAAUGGAAACAAUCUAGACUUAUUUACUGUAAAUCCAUCUACAGGUACAAUUUAUGUAGCAUUAGGAAACCUGGACAGGGAGAAAUCUGAUAAAUAUUAUUUAACAGUUGAAUCAAGAGAUGGUGGUGGUUUAAGUGGAACAGGUACUGCAACCAUCUUCAUUUUAGAUGUCAAUGACCAUGCACCCAAAUUCACACAACAGUUAUGGAGUGCUGUCAUUUUAGAAAACAGUGAUGUAAACACAGAAGUAGUAACCAUGUCAGCAACAGAUGCAGACAUUGGGGAAAAUGCACUCUUGACCUUUACCAUUAUUAGUGGUGACCCAGAGCAGAAAUUUUACAUUGAAAACUAUAAAAAAGAAAAGCAAGGUGUCAUCCGGUUGAGGAAACAACUGGAUUAUGAGAAUGUUCCUGAACGGUUGUUCAAUCUCACCAUUAGAGUUGAAGAUCUUGAUUUCUCUAGUACAGCUCACUGUGUGGUUGAGAUUAUAGAUUGCAAUGACCAUGCCCCAGUGUUUGUGCCCAGGGUAUUUCAUGCUAAUCCUUUCUAUGAAAAUGUUUCAAUAGGAACUGUUGUGGCUAUGAUGGUGGCAUCUGAUGCAGAUUCUGGCAUGAAUGGAAAGAUUAUUUACCGUAUACAGUCAGAAUCAGACCAUUUGGGGCAAUUUAUCAUUAAUCAGCUUGGACAUGUGAUUGUGUCAGACAAGCUAGACAGAGAAGCAAUUCAGCAUUAUAGUCUAAUCAUAUUGGCCACAGAUCAAGGCAGUCCUGUCCAGACAGGAAGUGCCACAGUUGAGCUUACCCUUCUUGAUGUUAAUGACAAUGGCCCAGAGUUUGAGGCAACAUAUAUGCCUAUAGUGUGGGAGAAUAAACAAGGCCCUCAGGUUGUCCGUGUAAACCAGACAUCACUGUUGCUUUAUGCUGUAGAUCAUGACACAGAAGGCGGUCCACCAUUUUUCUUUACUUUACCAUUUGCAUAUCAGAAUUUCUCAGACUUCAGUCUAACUGACAACAGGAAUAACACAGCUACCAUUAUGGCUCUGCGAUCCUUUGACAGGGAAGAGCAAAAAGAGUUUAUCUUACCUGUAAUCAUAAAAGACAGUGGGAAUCCACCAAUGAGUGCAACAAAUACACUGACCAUUUCAAUUGGGGAUGAAAAUGAUCACGCUCAUUGUGCCGGACACAAGGAAAUCUAUGUCAAUAACUAUGAAGGAAAAAUGCCAACUACUGUUCUUGGAAAAAUCCAUGCUCCAGACCCAGAUGAUUGGGACAAUAAAACAUAUACAUUUGAAAGACAAGUAUCCAAGCACUUCAUAUUAAACCAAAGGACUGGUCUUGUUAUGAUUAAAGCCAAUGCUCCUUCAGGUGACUAUGACUUCAAAGUGAGGGUCUCAGAUGGCGUUUGGCCUGAUGUUGUCUCAACAGUGAGGGUCUUUGUGAAUGAGCUGACAGAUGAAGACAUUUACAACUCAGGCUCUGUAAGGAUCACAAAUAUCACAGCACAAGAAUUUAUUCAGGAAGAUAGAGCUGGCAAGAGCAAAUAUAAUAUGUUUAAGAACCUGCUGGGAGAAUUGUUGUUAGUACCACCUGACCAUGUCAGUAUCUUAAAUGUGAAGAACAGAAAUGGCAGAGUAACAGACAUCAGAUUCUCAGCUCACAGCUCCAUUUACUUCAGUCCUGAAAAACUUUUGGGCACACUUUCUUCUCAUAAAACAAGGGUGCAGUCAGACUUAAAGGUGAACAUCUCACAAAUUCACAUAGAUGAGUGCAUGAACAUUGAUUGUCACAGUACUGGUGGUUGUUCAAACCAUCUUCAGUUUAGUGAUGAACCAGUUUUGGUAGAUGCUGGAAAUGUGGCAUUUGUGUCCAUAACACUGGCUACCCAUCCAGUGUGCACCUGCACUUCAAGAGAGCGCAUUCAUCAUCCCUGCACAUGGUAUCCCAAGAAUCCGUGUCACAAUGGUGGUACUUGCAGCAGCAGUUCUGAUGGUUACAGGUGUCAUUGUCCUUCACAAUAUACUGGUCCUGACUGCCAACAAACAAAACACAGCUUCCUUGGAAAUGGAUAUGCAUGGUUUCCUCCCAUCAAGCCUUGUUUUGAGAGCCAUCUCUCCUUGGAAUACAUAACAGAGGUUCCAGACGGACUAUUGCUGUACAAUGGACCUAUUUCAAAUCCUGAACCAGGGGAGCCUGAGGAUUUCAUAGCAACAGAACUUGAUGGAGGAGUUCCAGUGCUGAAAAUCAAUCAUGGUUCUGGCAUACUGGUGUUGCGGUUACCAAGUAGUAUAAACACAGCUGAUAGGCGGUGGCAUCGGUUGGACAUCAAAAGCAAUGGAAAGACUGUAAGUUUAACUCUUGAUCGCUGUAGUGAGGCUAAAAUUUCUGAAGCUGAACGUGGUGGUAAGCAGUUAUCAACUGAAGAUCGAUCCUCAUGUGAAGUCACAGGUUCUACUCCAAAUGAAGCAAGGUACCUGAAUGUAAAUCAUGUUUUACAGCUAGGCGGCGUUAAAGAGUCUGUGCCAUAUUCAUAUCCACAGCUGCAGUUCAAGCAUUUUACUGGCUGCAUUCGAAAUCUUAUCCUUGACAGUAAGGUGUUUGACCUGGAAACCCCUGCUGAGUCACAGAACAGCUUCCCUGGUUGUGUAGCGACUGAUGGAAACUGCUAUAAUAUGGGUUCCUCCCUAUGUGGUACUCACGGACAGUGUUAUGGAGAGUGGGGAGCUUUCAGCUGCCAUUGUUUGCCAGGUUACUAUGGACACAAAUGUGACAAAGCUGUAAAUGAAUACUCAUUUGAGCCUGGCAGCUAUGUAAUGUACCAGAUGAGAAUGGGGAUCCCAACACGAAGGACAUAUUUUCAAGCCAUUAUCCGUACACGAACCCCUAAUAGCAUCGUUAUGAGCAUGAGUUCAAGGGAUCAAAAAGAAUACAUCACAUUACAGGUUUCAAAUGGAUUUUUUGCAGUAUCCUAUAAUCUCGGUGAUGCUGACCACUUUGUCAAAUUACCAUCAUACCGUAUCGACAAUGGGGACUGGCAUUUGAUCAGUCUGGAACGUAUUCAUAAUGAGUUCACCCUGAAGAUAAAUGGAGGCGGUGGAAAACGUGAAAUUAACAGAGCAUAUGGAACUUUCCGUGAGAUAAUAAUUGAUCCAGAUAGCUUGAUACUUGGCAAUUUUCAUCCAGUCAGCCAUAACAGGAGUUUUCAAGGUUGUAUAAAAGACGUCAGGUUUAACCACCACCAACUACACUUGGAUACUGACAUGAAAGGGCUUAUAUCAAUAGUGGCUUUACGUGGAGUAAGGGAAGGCUGUUUCAGUGAGGCCUGCAAAAGCAAUCCCUGUCAAAAGCCAUUUGUCUGCCAUGAUCUGUGGAGGAUGCACGACUGCAGGUGCCCUCCUGGUCAUAUGGUUGUACAAAACUCCUCAGGAAAGUACUGCAUUUAUACUUUGUGUGCAAAUAGACCUUGUCAUCCUGGCACCUGUGUUGCACAGUCACCUUCAAAGUUCAGCUGCGACUGCCCUGAGGGAUAUUCUGGCCGGCACUGUGAGAUCACUUUGGCAGUCUACCAUGAUGAAGUAGGCCUCAGCUUCAGCUCCAUGUUUGCAAUCUGCAUUUGCUUCUUAGCACUUCUAGUAUUGAUCAGUGGACUUAUCAUCUGGACUUGCUGGAAGAAUUAUGAGCACAUAAAAGGCAGUUAUGAAGUGAAUACAUAUUACAGUGACUGGGAAGACCUCAGAGAGAAUGUACUCAACUAUGAUGAAGAAGGUGGUGGUGAAGCAGACCAGGUUGUCUACAACAUGAAAGAACUAAGAAUGCCACUUCAACCUAUCUCCCCGCAAUCUCUCCUCAGGAAUUUAAAUGGAACAAAGUACAGUCAGCUGUCUGAAAGAUAUGAUAGCAGUCUUCCCCAAAAGCUGCUCCAGAAAUGUUUGAAUUACACUCCCAUAAGUGACGAUUCUGCUUAUUGCCUUUCAAACCAUAUCAGGAAAGGGGAUAACUAUCUUCAGGCUUUGUCCCAAGAUUCCUUGCAGGUGUACUGUACUGAAGGAGAUGGCUCCCAGGCUGGGAGUCUUAGCAGCCUAGAGUCCUCAGAAUCUGCAGAAGACUUUAAUUAUGAUCACAUUGGAGACUGGGGGCCCAAGUUUGAAACACUGAGAGCACUUUAUUCUCAUGUAGCAGAUGAAGUGCAAAGCAGAGAAACAUGUAUUACAGGAUAUACUGUUCUAGAGGACAAAAGUAAAUGACAUUGAUUUUCUUGCACUACAUCAGACAACAAGAUCUCAAAAAUGCAUUAAAAUAAAAACUUGCUAUAGAUGCACUGAGCAGCUGACAAAUCUCUCUGUAAAACUAAGCAUACAAGUUCACCAACUGCAAUAUUUUUAGGAUUCCACCACAUCUGCUACUUUUCACCUCCCUAAUAUAAUAUCAUAAAGUGAAACAAUGCAAGCACAAUUAAGAACAGGAUGCGUCUCUUCAGAAAUCAGUUUUUGGGAUACUUGUACACUGCCAUUGUCCUAUCAGGUACUGCCUGCAGUAAAUUCUGUGUGGAUUUCAUGUUUGUUCUUCCUUUUCACAACUCUGUCCAUGCUAUAGUGUACAACUAUAACUAAAUGUACAAGAAUAUAAAUUACACACAUUAACUGAUCUGCCAAAAUAUAAGAGAAACAACAUGUUUCACUAAGUAUAUUUGUUAAGUCGGUCCUAUGAAAAACCCAGAGCUCAGCAAAUUAUGUCAGUGAGUACUUCAUGCAAAGCUGACAUAAAUUCAUGAUUGGUGGGCUGUGCUAUUCUUCCCCUUAGACAAUGCUGUCAUCCAGAAAAGGUGAAUGGGUUUAUAUAUUAAACUAUAGAUACACAGAAGAAAAAUAAAUAUAUUUUUUGACCUCCACAAGAAGUAUCCCAAAGGUAAUCUUCCCUCUUUCUUUCUCCCAUCUUUGGGCUCAUACCAACCUAAAAUAAAUUUGACAUGAGAUGUACCCUCUGUAAUCAUGCCAUGCCAUUAUAAAAUAGUUUUCCUAGCAAUUUCUAGAGUUAUUUUAUACAUGAUGCCUUAGUACCCAAGCUUCUAUUUGAGCAGCCAUGAAAAACAGACCACAAGCUAAACCAUUCUUAUAAUUGUAGAGUAUAAAAUGCUUCCCAGUGUUAUCUUUCCUACAUGUCUUCAGCAGCAUUUAAAAUUAUGUAAUAAAAAGUGAUACUGACAUCUACUGUGGUACUUGCUCUUCUGCCUUUUUGCCUUCUUUCACUCCCUGUGCCUGACAAUUAAUAUCCAAUACAUGUGACAGUACUGUGCAUGUUGUCAGUCUCUUUAAACGUCCAUGAAAAGAAUGUUUCACAACCACAACUGUAAAAGGGUUCACACUACCAAAGGGUCUCCCAUCCAGAUGAAAGCCUAUAAAGACAUUAUAUAACAAGUCAGUGGUGAUACCACAUAUCCCAAGUUUUCUUGCAGUAGAUGGCAAAGAAGUAAUACAACACUUUUUUUAAAAAUUUAAUCUUGAUAUUGAACUUGUUAAUAAGGAUAAUUCAUAGACUAAAAUGGAGAAGCAUUCAUAUCAGCCAUCUGAGACAGUGUAAUGCUAUUGUCUUACCUCAUGAAGCAUGCAACAGAAAAAAAUAUCAAAUUUUAUGUAAUAAAGAAGUACUUGCACUGACACUUAGUUCACAUUAGAUGCUAAUAAUUUUUAUGUAUAGUACUGAUGUUUUUUCUGGAUUGUUGAUAUUUACAUUUUAAAAACAACUUUGCAUCACUGCAAAGUGUAUACGCUCCAUAAUGGAGUCUAAGAACUUCACCAUAAUUUUACCUCAGAUUUUUGAUAAAGUUUUUAAAUAAGGGAUUGACUUUAUAUAUAGCGAUCAUCCUAUUAGACUGUUUUGACAGGUAUUUCUUGGCCACUGCAAAAUAUUUUUUCCAGCAAGGGUUAAACCAUUGUGUUGCCUUGUCUGUUAACUGCAGUAUUUAAAUACACAUUUGCAAAGCAUUGUGUUACCUGUUUAAAAAGAGCAGUCAUACAAUUCUAGAAAAAGUACCACAACAAUUUGCAGUUUUUCUAGUUCUUAGCAGAGGCCUCUGAUAUGUUGACGCCAUUACAGUGCCUCAUUAAUGAGUCACCAUGAUGAGUGCUGUACUAUAGCCAAAACAUUAUACCAAUGCAGAUUACCACCCCCAUCCUUUUCCCCUUAAUUUGCAGCACAUUUGGCAUCUAAUCUCUCUUAUGUAACCCUGGGUUAAACAUCUGGACAUAAGACCUCCAUCACUGGACACCAUCACUUUUUCCCACCUUACAAAUAAGAUUUUAACACCUGACUCAGCCAAGGGAGAUACUGCUUAAGUCAACCAUACCAGUUGAUAGCUGUGCACAGGCUAAAGCCAGCAAUGACCAUGAAACUAACUAAACUAAAAUCAACACCCCGCAGGCAAACAUCUACAAUCCCACAUAGCAAUUGACUACCUUCCUUCCUCCUCCAAUAAAGAACAUUUCCAGUGUCUUCUCCUAUAACUCUUGAAUGCAGUUUCUCCAUUUAAAAUAUAAUAAAACUGGGUGACUUUAAUACUUAUUUGGCCUACAAAUCAUAAUGGUAAUGAAUUUUACUUGCUCAAGGACUAGUAUGACUACUGAAUGAACCUACCAGCCCCAAGUUUUAAGACAGGAAACCAGACACUUCUUGAUCUAAUAAUAGUUAAAAAGGCCAGUACCUUCUCUCUCCCCAACUCUCAGUGACCAUUACACUGUCUCAUCCCCAACUCUCAGUGACCAUUACACUGUCUCAUCCCCAACUCUCAGUGACCAUUACACUGUCUCACUCUCACCAUCAAACCAUAACCAUAAACUCUCCAUAAAACAUCUCCUUUAGAGGAAGUAUACCUCAUAAUGACUCAAAACUAAAUGUCUGUAUGGAAACAAUGGACUGAUCAGUUAUUCAUCAGUGCCCUGGCCUUAAAAAAGCCACAAACACCCUUACAAAUGUCCUUCUUCAUCUACAAACCUCCUACUUUCCCAUCAUCAUAAGACUUCUGAACCCCAAGCCCAUCAGUUAACGUACUGCUGAAUUUAAAGCUCUAUGAAAUGCUCAAUGGAAAAUAAUAAUUCUAAAAUCCAGGACAAUGUUGUCCAGAUAUGCAGCUUCACAAAAAAAAGAAAUUUUCACUAAAUAAAAGCAAACUUGUUCUAGUAAGGUCCAAAUACUUCUGAGACAAAUUAGACUGUUAGCUGGGAAAAAAUCUAACCUCACUGAAAACUCCAGCAUUGCUCAGCCAAUUAGUGGCACUCUUAACAUAAAUGUCUUUCUUUAAGCAUUUACAAAUCUUCGCCUUUCUGUCUGCUAUACCUGACCCCACUUUGUACCUCCAUUCUAUUUCUGUAGCAUAAAUAGAAAGGAAAUGGAAAGAAACACCUACUUGAAAAACCCACUACUAGCACCUCUGUAAGCUCGGAAACAUUUUACCCAUGGUUCCUCAGAUUGUAAAUGUGAUGAAUAGAAACUCCACUUUCACACCUACAAAAGCUCACUUAGCAAAAAUAUAGUUUUUUACCAUAUGGGAAAAAACAAUACUAGAACCACUCCCCAAAAUUUAAAAACCUAGCUCUCUAACAGACUAGACUCAUCUGCAUUCUGUCAACAUUAGACAGUAUCCUUGAAAAACUUGUCUACAUUCAAACUUUCCUCAUGCAAAAAUAUAUUUUUCCGUCCAGACACCAAGAGAGAACUUUACAGAGUUGCAUUCAUUGAACUGAUAAAGGCCUUCAGUGUAGUAUAUAAUGUUUUACUCACAGCUGGGUUUAGUGAUCAUGCUUCUCUCUGGUUUAAGGAAUACCUUUCUUCCUCUUCCUUGUCAUCAUCAUCAUCUUACUUUUCAAUAUUCCUUGAAAACUCUAAUGUAGGACUACACUCUAAAUUACUUAACCUUCACUGAAAAUCAGGUAUUUAGAUUACCUCACCCCAGAAAAAAGAAAGAUUAUAAAAUCAUUAUCUUGGAUGGACUGAAUCACUUGUAAUGUAUCAAGAAAAAGGAAAGCUGAACAUAAAUGCUGUUUCCUCCAUACCCUACUGCAGAUGACUAUGAAAAAUUACUUCCUUCUUGGCUCUUCUUGUAGGUUUUUCAGAACUAUGUCUUUUGUCCUCUUUACUUUUUUUCUGUAAUCAUAACUUUCCUUAAUCAAGAUAUACUUUUGCUUGAAUAUAUUAUUUAGAAUAGUAAUCUUGGAGUAUUUUAUGUUCUUUAUGAAUAAAAACUCAUUAGUAAUCUCAUACCAUAUAAUACGCUGGCUCUGGCUACUUAAUUGUCCCUAUACUUCAUCAUUAGAAACAGAAAAAAUUCAUUAUUUGUAAGCUUCAUGAAAUUGUAAGACGCCAUAAGGACUAGGUGACACCCACCUCCUUCAAAUCCCUACUGUGAGAGUUGCUCAUUUUAAAUGCCAUCAUAUGAGCAUUUUUGUGAUCACUACUAAUAUCCCGGUUUAAAGCUGUCUACUCUUUUUCUAACAUCCCUCCCCUUGCUAAAUGCUGUUCUCCUACUAAAGGGAUAUGCAUUCAUUAAUUUGAAUAGGGUCUUCUUUUUCCACAUCAACCUCGAACCUGCAGUAAAUCCAGGGUUUUUUCAAUAAACUCUGUUUUAUCAGUAUGUAUCCCACAGAUAAACAUAUUACUGCUCAGAGCUAAGGGUUUCCUAUCCUCUACUGCAAUCAUGUCUCUAAACAUAUUCUUAAUAACUUCUUUGCUACCCUAUCUGAUACACUCAUAUCUUUAUACUGCAGUAAAUGUGUACUUUGUCUAAUUAUUUGAAAAACACUUUAAAGAAUCCAAAAGUUUAACUGAAUCCUUUAGUAAGGGAUUUUCCAUAAAUGCACCACAAACUGUAUUGCCUCUGGAUUUAUGUACGGCUGUAAACAUGUAGUCUUUAUAAAGUUGUUAAAAUAUAUCUGCUCAGUACUCAUCUGUAUAUGACUCUUGCUGGCAUUUACUAUAUCUGAGCUACUGUUUAUAAAUCCUUCCAUUAUUUCUGUUUCCAUUCCAUAGCAACUUUCUCUGCUCAUUCCUUCCACCUUCACCUAGUUACUUGCAUAACUUACAUUUUGAUCAUUUUCAUUCUGCCUUCUUCUUCAUAGUAUAUAAUGCCUGGCAAUCUAUAUUGUUAUAACAUAUUCAAACUAUGUGUAAGAAUGCAGCAAUCUACAUAGCAUUUAUUCUUUCACCUGCAAUAAAGUACAGUUUGUUGGCUUGCAAGUACAUUAUUAACAGGUCAAACACUGAAAUACACAAGAUCAAAAACAGCUUGUCAAAGUCACACUGUAAUGAAAAUUAUUCAAAACUCACAACUACAAGAAUUUCAGCAAUGCCCGAACACACCCUUUGUCCUCUAGUACCUAAUUAUCCCAAUGCAGGUGAUCCACAUAACCAGAGAAAAGGAAAUUAUUGGUUUUCCAGCAAAUUCUAACACAUAUCUUUAGUGAAAAUGUCAUACAUAGAAUUCAUCAAAAUCAGACUAGAUAUUUAAGUCAACUCCAAUACUUCUAUUUACUGAAAUUGGCAUACUUAGAAUUCAGCCAUUUAUGAAGAUUAAUACUUCUGCUGCUAAUGGAAAAUGGAAUAUUUAAAUUCAGAGUCUGACUGGGCUCAUCAGGUUUGUUUCUUUGACUUGUGACUAACUGACAUUUUGCUCUAUCCCCGGUAUAGCAUAUGCUGUAUCUUUUAGUUACAAAUGUAAAAAUCAACUAAAAAUAAACUGUAGCAUAUGUUAAUAGUGUUUUUUAAAUAAA